UUAUAAAUGUUUAUCAUUUUGAAAAAUUCUGUACCUAGAGUUACUGGAAACUGUUUCUGGCGCUGCCCGCGUCUCCUGUACCAGAAGGGCGAGGGCGAGCAUGUUGGGAGUCGCAUUCUGGUAGCCUUUGACUUUGACAAGACCAUCAUUGAGCAGGACUCGUACCUGGUGGUCAGCCAACUUCUCCCGAAGGAAAGGCGCAACAUGUCAUUGCUAGAAAUGAUACCGAAGUUUGGCUGGCAGAUCUAUAUUAAUCGCGUGCUCCAUCUGCUGCAUGAAGAGCACAAGCUGGAUUCAAGGACAGCAGUCGGCCAGCAAAUACGCAGGAUUCCGGCGGUGUCAGGGAUGCUACAUCUGAUGCGGUGCCUCAACAGAACCCCUACCGUGGACAUGUGUAUCAUUAGCGAUGCCAACACGUUUUUCAUUAACGAGUGGUUGGAGUCGUACGGCAUCAGUUGCCUGUUCACCGACAUUAAGACCAAUGCUGCCUGCGUUCAGGCGAACGGUAGCCUGCUGAUGCUACCCUACGAAGACCAGAUUGGCUGUGAUCUCUGUGCCCGUAACCUUUGUAAGGGAGGCGUGCUGCAGCAGAUGCGCGUUGGCGAGAUCUAUAAGCAAGUAGUCUACGUUGGUGACAGCUGCAAUGAUCUUUGUCCCAUGAAGCGCCUCCGUCCUGGCGACGUGGCCUGCAUUCGGCUCGGAUUUGAACUGCAAGGCAAGAUGGUGGCACAUACCAAUAUGCUGUGUUGCUCGGUGUUGGGGUGGCGCGAUGGACACGAUCUGGAGAAGCGCUUAAUGCCCAGAAUCGCUUGGUAAAUGUGUAGCAAGGCAAAGAUGUUAAUGUUAAUGCUGCUGUUUUAUUUGACUUAAAAAUAAAUCUUUCUCGUAUGUAUACAAUCAUUAUUCA
Messenger RNA from Drosophila obscura, 907 nucleotides. RefSeq names its product pyridoxal phosphate phosphatase PHOSPHO2. The coding region runs from base 7 to 816 and encodes 269 amino acids. The record is from RefSeq and is a predicted model, not a curated record. Gene Ontology annotation, molecular function: phosphatase activity. NCBI's taxonomy places the organism in Eukaryota, Metazoa, Arthropoda, Insecta, Diptera, Drosophilidae. The transcript has a single exon.